This is a messenger RNA of Condylura cristata (star-nosed mole), 4002 nucleotides long. It is a transcript of the gene PPP4R4, whose product is annotated as protein phosphatase 4, regulatory subunit 4. The transcript has 26 exons. Gene Ontology annotation, molecular function: protein phosphatase regulator activity. Bases 511 to 2922 code for a protein of 803 amino acids. NCBI's taxonomy places the organism in Eukaryota, Metazoa, Chordata, Mammalia, Eulipotyphla, Talpidae. Gene Ontology annotation, cellular component: cytosol; protein serine/threonine phosphatase complex. The record is from RefSeq and is a predicted model, not a curated record.
CAAGGUCUUUGCUAAGGAAAACCACUCCUCCCCACCUUUACCUCUUCUCUUCUAGCUCCCCUUCCAUUUUCCCUUCAUCCCUCCUUAGCAAAGUGGGAAUGAGAAAGCCUGAAUUUCAACUGUGGGGGUAACCAGUGAUCAGUUUUGUUUUGAAUUUCAGAGGCAAUAUUGGAAAAAAAAAAAAGCAGAGUGGGAGGAGUACCAUCACUCUGCCAGGCGUUAGGACAUAUAACAAUGCCGUUGGAAUAAAAUCAAGGCAACCCUGGUAUGGAAGAGAUCUAGAUCAAUAUAACAGCAGUGAGCCCAGAAACUGAGACACGUGUCUAUGGAGACUUGGCAAAACAGACCCCAUCUCGCAUCAGCCAGGGAAAGAGGGAUUGUUUGACACCAGAAGAAAUAGAAAGAUUGACAGUUGAUGAAGACCUCAGCGAUAUUGAAAGGGCUGUUUACCUGCUCAGUGCUGGUCAAGAUAUCCAAGGAACAAGUGUGAUUGCAAACCUUCCAUUUCUGAUGCGACAGAAUCCUGCUGAAACACUAAGGAGAGUCUUGCCAAAAGUCAGAGAGGCGCUGCACGUGGCGGGGGCGGAGAUGCAGGUGACGGCGGCCAUGUCGUUUCUGACCAUCCUCCAGGAAGAGUCCGUGUCGGUGCACACCUAUGCUCACUCCUUCCUGCAAGUCAUCCUGCUGCACCUGGAGCACAGGGACGCAGGUGUCAGCAACGCCUGGCUGGAAACCCUCUUGUCGGUGAUAGAAGUUCUGCCCAAAGAAACCCUAAGGCACGAGAUUUUGAAUCCACUUGUUUCCAAAGCACAACUUUCACAAACAGUCCAGUCUCGUUUAGUUAGUUGUAAAAUUUUAGGAAAAUUGACGAACAAAUUUGAUGCCCACACCAUUAAAAGAGAAAUACUUCCCCUAGUAAAAUCACUCUGUCAAGAUGUAGAAUAUGAAGUUCGGUCCUGUAUGUGUCGGCAAUUAGAAAAUAUAGCUCAGGGCAUUGGGACAGAACUUACAAAAAGUGUGGUGCUCCCUGAAUUAAUAGAACUCUCUAGGGAUGAAGGCAGCAGUGUGCGGCUGGCCGCUUUUGAAACGUUGGUUAAUCUGCUUGACAUCUUUGAUACAGAUGACAGAAGUCAAACUAUACUUCCCGUAGUGAAAUCAUUUUGUGAAAAAUCUUUCAAAGCGGAUGAAUCAAUUCUCAUUUCAUUGUCUUUCCACUUAGGAAAACUAUGCCAUGGACUAUACGGAAUUUUUACGCCAGAUCAGCACUUGAGGUUUUUGGAGUUUUACAAGAAACUUUGUACCUUGGGUUUGCAACAAGAAAAUGGACACAAUGAAAACCAGAUUCCACCUCAAAUCCUAGAGCAGGAGAAGAAAUAUAUUUCAGUGCGAAAGAAUUGUGCUUAUAACUUCCCGGCCAUGAUUGUCUUUGUCGACCCCAAAAACUUCCACCUGGAGCUCUAUUCCACCUUCUUCUGCCUUUGCCAUGACCCGGAAGUCCCAGUCAGAUACACUAUUGCUAUCUGCUUUUAUGAAGUGUCUAAACUUCUGAAUUCUGGAGUAUAUUUAAUACAUAAAGAACUAAUAACAUUAUUACAAGACGAAUCACUGGAGGUACUAGAUGCUCUUAUAGAUCAUCUUCCAGAAAUCCUGGAACUUAUGUCUACUGGUGGAGAAAGCAGUAUUCAGGAAAAUAAGUUGUCGUCUCUGCCUGACUUGAUUCCCGCCCUCACAGCUGCAGAGCAGCGAGCUGCAGCCUCUUUAAAGUGGAGAACCCACGAGAAGCUCCUACAGAAGUAUGCCUGCCUGCCGCGGGUCAUAUCCAGCGAUCAGAUUUAUUACCGUUUCUUACAGAGAAUGUUCACAAUCAUGAUGACAAAUAAUGUCUUACCUGUCCAAAAGGCAGCUUCACGAACUCUAUGCAUUUUUUUACGCUAUAAUCGUAAACAAGACCAGAGACUUGAGGUCAUUCAAAAAUUAAUUGAACAACUGGGCCAAGGAAAAAGUUACUGGAAUAGACUUCGAUUUUUGGAUACCUGUGAAUUUAUUAUAGAGAUCUUUUCCAAAUCAUUUUUCUGUAAAUACUUCUUUCUACCUGCUAUUGAACUGACACACGAUCCAGUAGCAAAUGUGAGAAUGAAACUUUGCUGCUUGUUGCCCAAAGUGAAGUCGACCCUGAAGAUUCCUGCAGAUAAACAUUUACUACAGCAGUUAGAGAUGUGUGUGAGAAAACUCCUGUGUCAAGAGAAAGAUAAAGAUGUUCUGGCCAUUGUAAAAAGAACUGUGCUAGAGCUGGACAGGAUGGAAAUGUCUAUGGAUGCUUUUCAGAAAAAGUUUUAUGAAAAAGACUUGUUGGAUCAAGAAAAAGAAAGAGAAGAGCUACUUCUUUUGGAAAUGCCUGAAGAACUUUCCUUAGCAGUUCUUAAAUUGCAGGAGCAAUUAGAGAAGGAGAAGCAACAGAAUGAUGGAAGGCCCAUGAGUGAGAAAACCUUCGAAAAGAAACGUAGAGAUAUGAAGACACCGACAACUUUGCCCAAGAACACACCUGCUUCAGUUCCUGGACCUGCUUCUGGGACUCCAUCAACAAGCAAAGACAUCAAGAAAUCCAAGUUGAUUCGAAGCCAGUCUUUCAACAAUCAAGCCUUUCAUGCAAAAUAUGGCAACUUAGACAAGUGUGCUAGUAAAAGCUCUACUGUGGCAUAUACACCUCCUGCCUCAGGGUUAGCAAAGACUACUAUGAUUUCUCUAACUGAUGAUUCCUUCCGGGCCCGCAAUGCCAGCAGUGCACCUUCUUCCUUUUCUCCUAACGCUUCCCUCCCAAGUACCUCUCGAGGCUCAGGGAGCUCUGUGGAUCCAAAGGGCAGCGGGAGUAAAGACACACAGCCUCGGAAGGCUUCCUUAAAAUCCAGAAAAGCAAAUCCUUAAGUCAUCUGCUUGAUAAAGGAGGCGAACAAGACCACCGGAGAUAAUGCGAUUGAUGACGAGCUAAUGCUUGGCUGCGGCUUUGUUUUUCUUUUCACAAAUGGAAAAGAGUCAUAAUGGCAGCUGGUGUUAAACUUCACAUAUUUGAAAUUAGAUUCCCUAGGAGGUAUAAUAUAUAUUUCUGGAAAAAUAAUGUGGUUACAGAAUUCCAAUGUCAUAGUGAAACAUAAUGAAAAACAACUUUAGGUAUGUGCUUUACCUACUGCUGCAAAAGACAUAAGUCCACACUUAUUUAAAACAGGAAUUUCCAUUAAGUCUGCAUUUAUUUGUGCAGGAAACCAUCUAUUUAAUUGUUCUAGAGUUUUAGCCUUUAAAAAUUCUAUGAAAGUCCAAGUCAACUGAAUACUAGCUAAUCCCUCGGCCAAGGGCCUGGGGGAAAGAAAGGCAUUGCAUUUUCUCAUGCAUCUCCAAGCGCAGUUGAGAAGUCACACUGAAGAUGAUACAGUAGUUAUAUGUAAUCUGUCAGUCCGCGGAUGUGGCCACGGGAUGUUGUACCUGGGCAGUCCAAAGUUUAAAUUUGGCAAUGAAAAUUCUACAAAGAUUUCUGAGAACGUGUAGCUACAACUACCUUCAAAAUAAUAGAUUGAUGAUUUCCUUUAUUUCAUAGAAUUUAUUUUAUAAAUACUUUUGUUUACAUUUUAGAUUGUAGUUGUCCUUACUUGAUUUGAAAUGACGAAUCUAGUUUGAAUCAGCUGUUAUUUCAAGCUAUCAUGCUUAAGCUAUGUCAACAGCAUUUAUUGGUACUGAUGCAGUAUUUUCAUCCAAAUUUGCCUGUGAAAAUAUACAGCUCUUAAUUUGACAAUGUCAGUUCUUGAGAUAUACCGUAUGAAGCUAUUGUCAGCUUCUCUAUUUCAAAAUGCAAUCAGCAUAUUAACUAUAUUGAUAUUAGAGAAUAUUUGUUUUUUUUAAGUAUAUUGAUGUAUGAUAAAGAUGAUCUAAUUUGUGGAUGCAAAUGCGUGUGUGGUUACUUUUUAUAAUGUGAAAUAAUGAAUAAUGAAUUUAUUCAAAAUAAAACAUAGGUUA